This is a messenger RNA of Mauremys reevesii (Reeves's turtle), 8825 nucleotides long. RefSeq names its product family with sequence similarity 78 member B (gene FAM78B). Lineage: Eukaryota; Metazoa; Chordata; Testudines; Geoemydidae. Bases 1 to 786 code for a protein of 261 amino acids. The transcript has 2 exons. The record is from RefSeq and is a predicted model, not a curated record.
AUGGGCUGCCUGCAGAGCGUCGCGUGCAAGGCGCGCGUGCGGCGCGACAACAUCGUCCUGAGCGACGUGUCCGCCACCAUCGAGCCGGGCGCCACCGCCAUCGAGGAGAGCUCGCCCGUCGUGCUGCGCUACCGCACGCCCUACUUCCGCGCCGCCGCCCGGGGCACCAUGCCGCCCAUCCCGCGCCGCCACACCUGGGUGGUGGGCUGGGUGCAGGCCUGCAACCACAUGGAGUUCUACAACACCUACAGCGACCUGGGCAUGUCCAGCUGGGAACUUCCUGACUUGCGAGAAGGGAGAGUAAAAGCCAUCAGUGACUCUGAUGGUGUGAGCUACCCCUGGUACGGGAACACCACGGAAACGGUGACCUUGGUUGGGCCCACUAACAAGGUCUCCCGGUUCUCAGUCAGUAUGAAUGACAAUUUUUACCCCAGCGUGACGUGGGCUGUCCCUGUGAGUGACAGCAAUGUACCACUGCUGACCAGGAUUAAGAGGGAUCAAAGCUUUACCACGUGGCUAGUAGCCAUGAAUAUGACCACCAAGGAGAAGAUCAUCCUGCAGACUAUAAAGUGGAGGAUGCGCGUUGACAUUGAAGUGGAUCCUUUGCAGCUCCUGGGGCAGCGAGCACGACUAGUGGGAAGGACUCAUCAGGAGCAGCCCCGGAUUCUGAGCCGAAUGGAACCCAUCCCGCCAAACGCACUUGUGAAACCCAAUGCCAAUGAUGCCCAAGUCCUCAUGUGGAGACCCAAACGAGGCCAGCCUUUGAUAGUGAUACCUCCCAAGUAGAUGGUGUGUGGGCGUGCGUGCUUGAGGGCAUCAUUGCUGUUGGUAUGGUGCAAAUGAACUGGAUUUUUGAGCCAAAGCAGACCUCUGGUGAAUGGAAACAGAGUUCCUCCUUAUUCAGAAAGAAUAUGGUACCUGGUAGUGGCCAAUGCUAUGUCACAGAAGAGGAAUCACACAGCUGGUGGACUUGCGAUGACAUAUUUGGGGGAUUCUGUACUUCCAGGGUAUUUUGGCUGGAAGAGGCUUUCUUACCUGAAUAACUCAUAUUCCCUUGCCAUAACAUGCAAGGAAUGAGAAUAUGAUUAAACAGUGCCUGUGGCAAAUGCUGCUUCCCAACCAAUUAGAUGUAGAAAUGGAGACCAUGCACACCAGACGUUCAUGGUCUUCCAGUUUGAUCCUACUGUCUGACCAAUGGGGCGGGGUGUUACCACAUUUUUAUACCUAUGCAGUUUUGAUUGAUAAUCAAAUGAUCACCUUGCUCAUUGGAACUAAAAGAAUGUUUACAAAAGGGGGGAAAUAACAACCCAUGCCAUCUGUUCCACUUAGCUACAAAUAAGCUUUGAGUCCACAGGGAACUGUCCAAGGUGCUGAACUGAAGUACAAUGUGAACUACCUUCCUCUUCCCAAGAAUAAUUUCUUCAAAUGGAUUGAAUUAGGACAUUUUGCAUGCAUCUCAGUGUGUUUCGAGUAGUUGUGUAUGUUAGGAGCUGCCAUAGUUCUUUCCAUCCGUUGAGUGAAAUCCAAGGGAAAUCUAGAUGUAAUUUAGUUCUAAGAUGCACUAAUCUUUCCUAGCCCUCCAUUCCCCUCUCCCCCAAGCCCUUCUUUUAAAGAAGCAAAAAUAAUUCUCAGUAAAAUGACAAAUUAUGAGCAAUGUCUGUUCACCCAGCAAAGGGAGAACCAGGGAGAUGUUGACUGUGUUUGCAUGAUGUCCAAAAGGCUUGGAUGUACUCCAGGAUUCAAACACUUCCUUCAAAUAUGUACGUCCAUUGCAAGAAGCUGGGGUUCUUGCUCAUUUUCCGUAUGAAUAGCUGUUCAUUUGGAAAGCCACAUCCCUAACCGCCUGCAGAGCAGCGUAACUAAAGGUCUGCACACAGCGUGCUUCCAGGCCCCAGGGCCUGCCUUUGGAGCCAUGGCGCUAGGACAUGGGGACUGCCUGUGUGCCCAUUCGCUGGGCAAAGGGAAGCCUUUGCACCACCUUCAAGGGGAAGGGAUAGUUGUUCAUGAAAACUCCUCUGAGGUUUCACCUCCUGCAGCAACAAAACAGUAGCUUCUGAGAAGGAUGGUUAGACAUGCAUGUCUGUGAGUGAAAUGCUCCUCUAGCCAGGCACCAGUGCAUGGCUGAAUCCAUCUGGGGGAUGCGAGGGGCUGUUCUCUUUGGGAAUAAGCCUGAGUGUCACACUCUGAUGAGGACGUUUUUGGGGAGUAACAGGAUCUUUGCUUUUUAAGGGCCCUCACCACAGUUGGUUGCUGUGAAGGUGAUGGUGAUGUCAUGACCAGAGUGGGGAAAAAUGCUGUGGGUCAUAAACUCAUGGAAUUUUCUACUCGUUCUUCCCCUGGGGGUGUGAUGCGCUUCUCCUCUCCCUAUCUAUGUCCCCCAGCAGGUUCAUCGUGUUAGCUUGUCUUGGAGGAUAUGCAGAAGGAAAAGGAUUUCUGCUGGCCCCUGGACUGCAGUGCUGCCUCCAUGGAGGCUGCCCCAGGAGCCUUGUCAGGGAAGGGCCAUGGCUCAUGGUGCAAGAGAUUAUAGUCAUAAUUUGUCCUGUUUUCCCCCACUCACACUGACUGGCUCUUUCAUCUGGCCCCUCCAGUGUAGGGGAGCUGGUUGCCUGGUUGGUGGAGGUGUUCCAGCAAGGAACAGAAGUAGCAGUGCUACCACCUUCUGGGCACAGAUGCAGAGGGCAGGGAAGUCAGGUAGAGAAGAAGGUGUAAAGUCUUAAGAGCAAAGCUCCUGGUUUUCCCAUCUUAGUCACCAGGAAACAAACAAAAACAAAAAAAGAGAGAAAUGCAGAAAAUGUGUGGUUUAUAAACAGAAUGUGUGUUACCAUUUUAAGGCACUGCUAACUACUCAGCCCAAUGUGACCAAGAGAUGAUCUAUAGCAUGUUUACCCAGCUGCUAAUUUAAAGGAUAUCUCUGCGGGAUGUCCAGGGGCUCCCUUAGUAUUGACUCCAAUCCAGAGGAACUCUUAGCGAGUCCUAGAUAGCGUGAAAUGAUACUGAUUCAUUCUGCAUGGAAACUGCAGUUUCUGCCCUUCCGGCAUGAGCCCAGUGACUUCUUGAAACCUUGGAUUAUUGCUCUGAAAAGCAGUUAAUCUCUCAGUAAUAGAAAGAUAAAGUUUCUGUUGUUACGUGAAUUUAGGCUUCUGAACAAAGAAACCACUCAGCAUAAUUCCACGGUUCAAAGAUCUCCAUUAUGCCUGCCUUCAUUCAGAGAAUAUCCUACUGAGCACCAUUCAUGUGCUGUCUGUGUUAGUGUACAUUGGUGGUAGGUUCUCCUGACAGUUUUGCAGAAAACCCUUGUUAUAGUAUUAGCCCUGCUUUUCUGAGCUUGAUUUUUAAGCCGAUUUCAGUGGUGAUUUCACUGCUUUGAAAUCCAGGGCUCCGCUAUCCUUUUUACGGAGUUGAUGUUUUGCUGCAUUUUUCCAACUUUGCUUAUGAGCCUCAUGCUUUUUGCGUCACAGGGAUCAUACAGGACCUCCAUAGGUGCACUUGGGUGUCUGGUACGUUCAGGGCUUCUGUGGUCUCUGUGCAGGCUAAGCCCCCUUCGAGAUCACUGGGAACAGUACCUGCCCAAUGACGCCAGUGUCUUUUGAGCAAACCUCUCUGGAAUUUGAUUCUUAUGACCAGGGUACAGAGUAAGUACUGAGGACCCACAGAGGAGAUGAAGCGAAUGCGAGCUGAAAUCUGUUGGGGAGGUUUCUCCUUCACCCCAGGAAAGGUCUCUCUGUGCUAUGUCCCCCUGCCCUGGGCGCCUUGGCCUUCAGCAGAGCUGCUCUGGGUAGAAUCAGCAGAGAGAGCAUUGCAAUGUCAUGCAUCCGUUAAUGCCAUCCCAGUCAGCCUUAAUUCACACAGAGUCACCAGCUUGCCUCAGCUGCCCUGCACCCCUGUGGCUCUGGUGUACCUCCUACAGCCUAUCCCCAUUCCUGGCUGGUGCACCGGCAGCCUUUCUCUGCCAUCCCUUGGUAGCACCUGCAGAUGCACAGGACUGCUAGGCUUCCACAGGGUGAGUUUGAGAAUUCCAUGCUCUCACCAGUUCAUGGGCCCCCGGAGGCCAUGCCUGUGCCUGCCUGCUCAGGGCAGAUCUUUCAAAACUUCUGAGCAUGGAUGUGCUGAAUUUUCCCCAGACCUUCAGCCCUCUGAUGCGGCUUUCAGGCAGCUGGGGUGCAUGACACUAUGCCCUUAAAACUGGCAUGGAGAAGUAGGUUGUUUUCCAAGCUCUACCCCACACCUAUUAAAUGCCGCUAGUAGACUCUGGUCUUACCCCUCACACCACUCUAGACCAAAAAUCCCAUCUUCUUGUCUCUCUAUUAUUCUCAGUAGUAUUUGUUAUUAAUUUCUUAUCCUUUUGGACACCAGGAAUGUUGAAUUUCAAAACUUAGACCCAACAUUUUCAGCUGUUUACAGCAUUUGUUUACAGCAUCUGGCCUAGUUUACAGCAUCUGAAAUCAGCCUACUUGUCUAAGAGCUUGCUGAAAUUUUUCAUACAAAAGUUUUUCAGGGAAAAUUUGCCUUUUUUUUUAUGAUGAAACUUUACAUGGAAAAAUUGUUGUCAUGAUCAGAAUUUUCCAUUUUUUGACAUUUUUUGUGUCUUAUUUUCGUGUUAAUUGGAAAGGUUAUCAAAAUAUUUUUUUAAAUCAUUGUUGACAUUUAAAAUGUAGUUUUUGGAACAUGGAAAAUUUUCAAACCAAUUUUGGUUAAAAACAAAAAAACCCCAAAACUCAAAUAUUGAGAAAAAUGGAAAUAGGAUGUGUUUCUAACUCUGAAGUGGAAACAACGUCCGCAUUUUUCACAAAAUAAAUUUCCUAUUUCUCAGUCAGUUCUAGUGUCCAAGUUUGGAAAACUUUGGCCUGAGGUUAUAAAGUUUGGGGCCAGAGUCUCAGCUGUUCUAAAGGUGUUUGUCAUUGGAGCUACAUCUGUUUGGUGCUGGAUCCCGUCCCUGAAUUUUGCUCUGUCCCUCAUUUUGGACUUCCUGCCCAAUCAUUUUAAAUUUCACGUCCUGCAUUUUGGUCUGGAAGAUUGAGACUGGAACCACAAUUUGGGCAACCAGUGCUCUCCAUCUUAAGGAGAAACCCGCAAUACCACCCAGCUUCUCAGAAUUGCUAAAAGGCCUGAGGAAUGCAAUCACUAAUGAAAUCAGUGUUGUGGGCGUGGAUUUAAAAUGCAAACCUUCAGAGGAAUUCUGGGAGAGCAGUAGUUGCACAGCUGGAAUCUGACAGCUGUGAGAUUUAGAAUCUGUUGUUCUCCAGCUAAUACCCCUAACACAAAAGCUGUGAGGUGAAGCUGGUUAAAACCGUCACUUGUGGGAAUGACUUUGCCAAGUAUAUAUGAGAGCAGAAAUAGUGUCAGAGGCAGAGGGGCCAGUGAGGCAUUUUGAUCUUGCUGGGGCUGCAUGGGCUUAUUGAAAUGAGAAAAAAACCAAUGUCAGACUCUAUGCUCAGUGCACAAAGAUGUGAAUGCACCUGCACCUCUGAGCGAAAAAGGUGGUUAAUCAAAGCCAUGGGAGCAGCUGAAAUACCACAUUUGUCAGGAGCUUUUUUGGAUAGGAAAGAAAAAAAAUUAGUUAGCUCAGAGAGAUGCUGUUAAUUUCACUGCAGGGGCAUUAGUGCCCACAGGUUCUUCAGGGUCUGUAGGCCCCACUGAGCCUGUGCCCUCUGUGGAAAAUCCCCUGUUAAAAGGCAGGUUUUCACAAGAGCUGAGUACCCUCGCAGCUCCUGUAGUGCUCAGUUUGUGUUUUCAUGUGGGGGACUUUCCACUGUUCCUAACAGGAGCUGCUGGAUGAUCUAAGUAUAGUGGCUCCCUGACAGAUAUGUUAAGGCUUGGUGGCACCCCACAAGCAAAGACCGUUGCUUUUCCCAACUCAGGACACUAGAUGCAAAGGGGACCUCAGAGUUAGGAUGGUUUUGUGACUUUAUUCAGUUUUAUACAAAUUGUUAAUGAUAUAAUCAGAUUUAAUCUGGGGGUUUAAAACUAUAACUGGAAAAUACAGCUUUUGGGGUGUGUUGGGACACAGUCUGAGCUUGUUGUGAGAUGAGCAGGCCUGUUUCGAAUGGCAGAGCUGCGCACUGUUUGGUUGAAUCUCUGAUAGCACCAGACGUAAGUUGUUUUUGAAGUUUAAAUGAUUUCUGUUUGGGUUUCACAGGAGCCAUUGCUGACAGCCCUGGCUCUGAGAUCCCUGGAAGUGAGUGGAAGUAGCACUUUUAGAGCUUCAGCACUGAGUUCUUCGUACUCUCCUUUAACCAAAAUUCAGGAUUCCUGGCUUGUUAGAUUUGAAAACUUGUUCUUCAGUGCGUGAUCACUUGACAGUUUUAAGAUGCACCUGUCUCUCUAUCAACCCCUUUCCCCUCUGCUGCUACCAGCACUGGAGGCCUCUCUCUGUCCUCUGCACCAGCAGGGCCUCUCAGCUGAGAGGCUUCCAGCUGCCUGCUUCCCCAGCAAGGAGUCUCUCAGCUGAAGGCCCCCUGCCGGAGUGGAGGGCACAGAGAGAGGCCACCAGCAGCAGCAUGAGACAUAGACCCAUAAAUAAAACUGGUGAUUUUUAAGCCUAGCUUAAUGGUCUUUUAAUUAUAAAAACAAAAAUUGGCUUAGCAAUUACAUUUUCCCCCAGACAUUCAUGGCUCUAUCAUGAACCCCAAAGGGUUGGGAAGCACUGGUCUGGAAAACUUGGGCCCAGUUGUGCACUUGUGGUCGAAUGGCUAAGUUUGAGGUUGGCAUCUGGUUUACAUUGCCCAGCCCUAGUGCUUCAUUUACUCUGCUCCUGCCAGUCCCUGGGCUUGUUUAGGGUUGCCUGGUGGAGCAGAUCUGGGUGCUAUCAGAUAGCUUAGGAAAAGCCCUGUGGGGAAUAUGGCUAGUGAUUGGUGCUUGGUUCUUAGCUCAUUUUAGGAAGGGGCCUUGUGAAGAGAGAGGUUCCUGCGCAUUCUCUGUUUGGGAGAGGCAGCCUCUUGUAGCUGGGCUCCCCAUUGGCUCGAUGGCUAUGCCCUCCGCUCCUCUUCUGAGUCAGCUGCUAUUGUUUAGCGUGUAGCUGCAGAGAACGAUCAUGGCCAGAUACAGUCUACAGCUGUGAUCUCUGCUGCUCCUAGGGUUUGAAGACACUUUAGCACUUGCCACACUGAAAACAUAGAGGGAUAAACCCUGGCCCCAUUGAACUCCAUGAGAGUUUUGGCAGUUGACUUUAAUGGAACCAGGAUUUCACUGUAAAACUUUAAUGAUCACAGGUCCCCCGCUAAGCCUAGUCCCACAAGAAUGGUGUAAGGGAGCAGAAAUCUUGCCCUGGAUGGGGAAGGGAAUGCUGAUCAAUUCUAUUAACUUAUUUAUUCAGCUACUUUUUUUUUUAGAGUGGGUUUUCCCUGAGCUUCUAGUAUACAUGUACAUUAAGGACAGCAUGCUCCAGUUGGAAUGGGCACAAUUGCACAGGGUCUUGACUGUAGAACCUAGGAGAGAGACUGAGGCCAGGUCUACACUGCAGAGUUCGGUUGAGGUGAGGCAGCUUAUGUCAAUCUAAUUAUGUGAGUGUUGACACUACAGCCUUGCUCCCGACGAUGUAAGUGCCCUACUACACUGACAUAGUAACUCCACCUCUACGAGAGGCACAGGACAUUUGGUGUAGUUAGGGUGACACAAUGUCCAUGUGGACACUGCGUUACUUACAUCGACUGUUGGCUGUCAUUCUUGUCAAUGUCACAGCUCCUGGGCUCACAGGUGGAGCGCCUGCCCUGCACUCUGGGCACUCUGGUUGAGAGCCCCAGCUGUGGGCCCCUUGCAGGACUCAAUUUCACAGCUUGGCCCCUACCAGCCUAUCUUGUCAAUUUCACAGCUUCAGCUGUGAUCCCUGCUGCUUCUCUGAGCCUGAGGCAGCCAUGAAAUUGACAAGAAAGGCAGUUAGGCUCCCUGCUGUGAACCCGGUGCCAGGCUCACAGCACAGGCUGUCACCUCAGGGUGGGUGGAGGGCUCCAGCUGUGAGCCCAGCUGCUGCCUGGGCUCUCCGCUCCCUAUUCCCCAGCUGGGCUCCCAGAUCCCCAGUGUGGAGCUCCAGGCGGAGCUGAGAGCCUGGGCUCUCAGUCCGCCACACUGUCCCUCUGAAGUAGGUGCAUGCACUCCUGGUGAGAGUGCUCACCACCGACAGGGUAGCGUGGACAUGAAAAACCACAGUAAUUACCAUUGUGUCUGGAAGUUGACCUAAGAUAGGUUUAGUUUAUGGUGUAGUGUAGACAAGCCCUGAUUCCCAGUAUUGUGUGUCUAGCUUUAAAGUCCCACGAGACAUAACCCCAUACAGUAGGAAAAGUAUCAGUACUUUGAGCAGGGCAAAAAGCCACCUUUGCAAUUUCCUUCUCUGCAAGCAAGGGAGGAAUCUGGAGGACUUUGCACUCUCAUUGUAGCACAUUGGGGGAAUUGGAAACAGACGUUGCUGUUCAUAGGCCUGCGUGAAUGCUGCAGUGUCCACUCUGCAAGGAGUUACAGCUGCAAACUGUGGUGCUUACUUUGCCACUUUAUGUAUAGUUCCCUUCCCCUCCUAAAGACCUGCUGCUUUCCCAUUUUUGAUUAAUGGAUUUUAUUAUUUUAUUAGGUUUGAUUUAUAGAUGACCCCAUCAGACAUUCUCAGGGUGUAUUUACAUAGUGAAGCAUAACUACUUAACCUCUGAUUUGCUGGGUUGUUGGGAUCCGUGUAGGUCCAUUGACAUCAGUGGCAUUGACUAACUUAUACCAACUGGGGAUCUGCGCCGUGGUGAUUCUCAUUCCCCAGGCUUCCCCCUCCCACCCCCGAGUCAUUUUGCUCUGCUUUCCCAAAAUGUAAAGGGCAGCGAGUCAAUAAAUGGCUGGGUUUUUUUGGUUAA